GAGAAUUAUGAUUUUUUUUGCAGCCCAAAAUCUGAAGUAAAUAAACUGGAUAAAGUAUCUGGACUGGCUGGAUAAUAAUAUUUGGAUAAUAAUGACAAAUAAAUAUUUGAACAAGUAAACACUGUACUACACGUGGGGGGGAAGCCCAUUUACAACAAGAAAGAACUAAGUAAACAUUCCGAAACGAGUAUAAAUCAUAUUUCAUCCAGUCAUCAGUUUAUAAUGUGAAAAUUUAAGAAAGACUGAAGAUAAGGUUAUGGGUUACGUGGGUCGUGAAGAAGGGGACAUAUCUGCACAGAGUGGGAUAAACAGGCCUAUAAGAUUUCCAGAAUGACUCUAUGCUAUGAAGGAACUAACGAAGGGACAUCAAGCAUAUAAGGUUUGGUAGGAUUAGGACGGAAUGUACAGUAUCAUCGUCGGAACAUCACAAUUAGCAAUUCUUGUAAUCAUAAGAAUUUGUCGACUGAUGAUGGUUUGAAAAUCUCGACAUCAUGAACCUCAUCCUGCUUCUAUUAUUCUUCGGAUUGCAAGACUCCACUGGGGAACCACCCACUCACACACCACCAGAGUCGGAAAACCCAUCUCGUAAUGAUAACCAACAUCUCACCUGGGCACACAUGGACUCUGUGUAUAUGCUUCAACCGUGCAAUAAGAGCAGAGAAGUAAUCCAGAAUUCUUGGGGGGGAACAAUCUCCGAUGGACCUCUGAAUUACACACAAGAUACUCACUGCGAAUGGUUAAUUAAAGCUCCACCUGGCUAUUGGAUAAGUCUAAAGGUUGACCAAAUUCGAACGGAAUGUUCAUACGAUUUUUUAUUCGUGAUUGAUGGAAUGUCAUACGUUCAGGGACAAAGCAAGCUGCUGGCAUCAUUCAGUGGAGCUUCAAAUCCGCAUGUCAACAUUUUGGCGCAGUCUGGAUAUAUGCUAAUUCUUUUAUACUCGGACCCUAAUUAUGCUUUGGAAGGGUUUCUUGCUGAAUACUCAAUAUCUCCUUGUCCUCUCAACUGUUCCAACGUCGGUGAAUGUGUUCAAAUUCAAACUCAAAAUGUGUGCAAGUGUGGACCACAACGAAGUGGAGUCGGAUGUGAGAAAAUCAAAAGCAAUAAUGAAACAUUCUCAUCUUUAUCACUCUUAGAAAUAACAGAGAGCUACGACAGCAGUAGCGACGACGAAUAUGAAGAUACUCAAGUUUUGCUGGCGUCAUCGUGGAAUUCAGUACUCGCCCGUGUGGGCCAUUCCAUGAUUCAACUAAACGCCAACCACACCUACAUUUUUGGUGGUUUUGAUCUCAACACAUUGCUCGAUAAUCUCAUUAUAUUAGAUCUUUACAAUGGUACAAUUCAAAAAGUCGCCGAAAAACAAGAUGAACAAACGGAGAAAGAGUCAGAAAGAGUAGUUAUUUCGCCAUCAGGUCGAUUUGCACAUGCAGCUGUACGAUUUAAAACGGGAUUUUUCAUACAUGGAGGUAAAACCGAGGUUGGCGUGUCAAAUGAUUUAUUUUAUUACAAUGCAACCAAUGGCAGAUGGUCUCAACUCAUUCCUCAAGCGAAUCAGUCCACUAUUCCAAAAUUGAUGUAUCAUUCAAUGACAUUAACCCCUUCGGGUCAUAUAUAUGUCUUUGGGGGAGCGAAAUCUAGUGGGAAAUUCUCCUCAACACUUUAUCAGUUUCAUGGAGAUUCGCCUACAAACUGGACUAUUGUCAAAUCAUCGUGUUGUGGGAAGGAAACACAUCGUAGUUACUUAGGUCAUACGAUGAGUUAUUGGCCUCAGAAGAAUAGCUUAAUACUCUUUGGUGGGAUCGGCACUUCUGAUUAUGGACGCUUCUCUAAGCUCUCGAGCCAGCUUUGGAUCUUUAUGCUCAACUCUACAACGUGGCUGCAUCUUGACUAUAAAAAGAAUGGAGGGGUUCCUCCUGGUAUAUAUCUCGAACGGGCUUUUCACACUGCUCAUAUCGUUGAGCAAUAUUUGAUCAUCUUUGGUGGUUACACUCACGUUCACAAUAAGGAUGAGACGUGCUACUCCAACCAAAUGCUUGUAUACAACUUGGAGUGCCAAAUUUUCUUGCCCAUUACUCCCCCCUCCGCCUCGUCUUCUGUAUCUUCUUCAAGUGAAUAUAGAGCUACUCGAGGACUCUUUGGUCACCAGUCAGUCAUUGUUGACGAUUAUCUCUUAAUUGUUGGAGGAUACCGAGGAUACUUAAGUCAAAGUGUGAGAAAGAUACCUUUCCCAUUUACCAAAUCAAAGUCAUCCAGAUGUUCAUCCUUUGAUCGUUGGCGUUGUUCCGGUGAACCUCAAUGUGGAUGGUGUCCUACAAAUGGCCGAUGCUUUGAUAAACUUACAGGAGCUGCAAACUGCACUACUAAUCUACAGACCGCUCAGUGUCCAGGAAUUUGUCCAUUGCUGACCAGUUGUCAAUCGUGCACUAGCGCUUUUCCAGGUUGCGUUUGGUGCGGAACCCUUGAGCAAUGCUGGAAACAAACGUUAGAGGAAGUUGGAAGUAGGACCAAUGUUUGCAAUAAUCCAUUAGACAAGUCUUCGCAAACUUCAGUCGUUCAAUGUGCAGAGAAAAGUUGGAGAAUGGGAUUAACACAAUUUGAGCAUCGAUUUCCACCAAAUUUUUCUAAUCCUGACGCUGUUAAGGUGAUAAAUUCCAGUGUGCUAAUCAUUUCGAGAGAGUAUGGGUCCACUAUACCUGUCGACACACCUGUAACCUUUGCCCUCAGAGGAAGUUUACUCGGCAUUUCGCACCCUAUAAAAAAACUGGAACUUUGUGCUCUACAAGCGGCAGUAAAUUUGACUUUAUACAGCGACGAAAUAUUCAACAGCAGUUAUCGAUGGACAGAUUAUCAACUGUGCUAUAAUUUGACAUGGCCUUCAUCAGGAAAUUCGGUAUAUUUAUUACCCGGACAGACCAUAAAGUUUGACUUGGUAGCUUCGUCGUUUGGAAAAGGUGUCAAUCAAGAAAAGUCUGGUCGUGUAACAAUACAAUUGAAAUAUUAUUCAGGACCAAUUUCAUCUCCCCGAGUUUUAAGGAAAGAUCAUCUUAUCCCUUUCGAUGGAGAUUCUGCAAAGACUGAUGUACAUCAUCAUCACCAUCGUCAUCACCACUGCCUUUCGUAUCGGUCAUGUCUCUCUUGCGCUGGAGAUACAUCUUGCGUGUGGAGAUUGGAUACUCGACUAUGUAUUCCACGUACUAUCCCUAUUCCAUCAUCAAAUCUUAACCCUUUGAGUGGUGGGGAGCAAGCCUUAAUGUACAACCCAGCUUUACCACUAAUCGCACACAAAUCAUCUCUAAUUAUCCAACCAGAGAAUUGUCCAGGUUGCUCCGACAUGAAUUUUUGUGAAGACUGUCUCGACAACAAUUUGGGUUUGGAAUGCGAAUGGUGGGAUGAAGAGAUGAGUUGUCAAAGACUAGGAAGACUAGAAAAUGCAAUACGACAAAAAGACAAAUGUCCGGAGUCGUGUAGCAGACGAAAAACGUGCAGUUCCUGUGUAGACACAGUUGGGAAAUGUGUUUGGUGUGAAACAAGACAAGAGUGUUUUAUUUUUUCUGUUUACACCUCCGUCUAUCAAUUUGGACAGUGCUUCCAAUGGAUUGACAAAGCGGAUGUUUGCAAACGAUGUGAUAAACAACCGACUUGUGAAAGCUGUGUGUUAAAUAUUGGGUGUGGAUGGAGCUACGAUGAAAAUGGUGGAUCUUGCUCUGAGGGGGAUUUUGGAGGUCCAUACAAGAAUUCUUCUUCAUCGGCUGUGUUAAAUUUGAUAUCAAAUGUUGAGAGUAGUAGUCGAACGUUAGAGUUACUUCAAGAUGAUCAUGGACGGAACAAAACUUGGACAUAUGGAGAAUGCCCUGAUGUAAACGAAUGCGAACUUGGAAUUGACGAUUGUCACCCAAACGCUACAUGUGUAAAUACGCCUGGUUCGCAUGCCUGCUUUUGCCAGCCUGGUUUUACUGGGGAUGGGAGAACGGAAUGCGAGCAGACUUGUCGCGAGCCCUGCCUGCAUGGAACUUGCUCCACUGAAUUUGUUUGCGAGUGCGAAUUAGGUUGGACGGGUUCUGACUGUUCAGAAGACUGCCUGUGUAAUAACCACUCUUUCUGUUAUUCAAAUGGUCCAGGAAAGUGUGAUAAAUGCCAAGAUUUCACAACAGGAGAAAAUUGUGAACUUUGUGCCGAAGGAAGCUAUGGGAAUGCAACUUUGAGUAAUGUUGGUUGCAUCCCAUGCAAUUGCAAUGGUCACGGUGAUGUUGAGGUUGGACUUUGUGAUCCAAUUGCGGGACAUUGUUUCUGUUUAAACAACACAACCGGAAAGGAUUGUUCAGAGUGUGGUUCAGGAUUUUACGGGUUUCUUUGGUUCUCCUCCAGAUUUGGGCUCGUCCUUCUUGUCAUCUAG
Messenger RNA from Folsomia candida, 4391 nucleotides. Its product is annotated as multiple epidermal growth factor-like domains protein 8. Bases 492 to 4391 code for a protein of 1299 amino acids. The record is from RefSeq and is a predicted model, not a curated record. Gene Ontology annotation, cellular component: cytoplasm. Gene Ontology annotation, molecular function: protein binding; calcium ion binding; chromatin binding. The transcript is spliced from 13 exons. Lineage: Eukaryota; Metazoa; Arthropoda; Collembola; Entomobryomorpha; Isotomidae.